AUGUCUUCCGACGAGGAGGAACACACGAUGGGCGGUAACAGAAAAAAAGAGGAAGGAAGAAAGUUCGCAGAUUUGGCGAAGAAAAAAAUAAACCAGUGGGUGGAAGAAGGCAGGAUUGAGCCGCUACCGGUCACGUUGACCGACGAAAUCCUGCUCCCGCGGCCGCCGUCGGCAGGGAUACAUUACUGUAUCAUUUGCCGAAAACACGGCAGUUUUCGCCUAGGAGCACACAUUCGCUCAAAACACCCUGAAUAUCCCAUUGAUUCUGACGACUUCAGGGUAAUUGAGCAGGUCAGCCGUGGCAUCACGGAGAACAUGAAAAGAGCCUCGGUCGAUCUUCGCCUCGUCCCCGCUCCCAUGAAUAUCAGGGAGUACAACAUCAUGAAGGCGUUGAUCGACCAGCUCACAGCUGGUGGUAUACCAAUUUACGGGCAAAUCCAUCAGCCCUCGUGGGAGGCAAUGCCGUACCAAGAGAGUACGGAGGUCUCCCACGCGCCACGGCUUGACCCUACAGUUCGACAACAUCAAGGACUGCCAGAAGAUCCAAGCGCUGCAGUCAAGUCCCGAACUGUAGUGUCGCUUCCAUAUGGAGCUCCACCCAUACCGCGCCACGAGCUCUACAUGACUCCGAUAGACACGCUUUACCUCGGCGGCGCGAGUAUCCAUCCCCAAUUCACCGCGCCGCCGAGGGUAGAUUUGAUGUUCGCUCACGAACACGAUACAAGCGUGCCUGGAAGCUUCGAGCAGCGGUAUCCAAUACAAGAAGGACGCAGUUGUGACUGGAUGCUGGAGGCGGAUAGAAAACUGAAGCUGUGGAGGCGAUUGCCUCUUGAACUCCAUCCCUUGUUGAAGCAAUUUUGCAGUCAUAUAGAAACGAGAGUACUACUGCCUGAUUUCGGCUCCGAAAAAGGCGAAAUUGUAGUACUGAAAGGACGAGCCCUCUACGAGUCCUAUAUAAGCAGAUUCAUGAUUGUUGCUAUGAGGGCUCGGCAAAGACUCGGACAAACCGUGUCGAUGGACGACGGCAUAUACUCGUCAGCUGUGGUGAUGGAGUUCUUCCAAGAAUUGCAGAAGUGUCGAGUGCCCGUUAAGACCCGACUAGGUUUCGCUCAGGCUAUUGCGAGCUUCUACGAUUUCCUAAACGUUUACAUCGACGCUGCUGCUAGCACAUUCCGUCUGCCGGCAGUAGCUCAAGCCCGCAGCCGCAUCUCAUACGUAAUAGAAGGCCUGCGCAAUGAGCUGAGAUCUCUCUCUUCCUAUCGAGCGGUCAGACAAGCGCCAGCUAAGGAGCAUGAGCCCUACGUAGUCGCCCGCGCCAUUGCCAAGCAUAGAGACAUCUUGGCGACGCUUCGAUGCAUUUACAACAAAUUCGGAAGAACUGAAUUCAUUAGCAGAGUCCAGUACAACUACUUCUUAGGGGCGUUGAUGUUCUACAUUAUUCAAUGCAACACAGCCCGCAACGAAGUAGUUUACAAGAUGAGAUUCGGGAGCAUCGUUGACUUUAGCGAAAUGGGACAUGCUCAAACUGGCUUGCGACGCAUCGAAUUAGACGUGGACGGCGAUAAAAAAGAACUCUUUGUAGGUUUCUAA
Cylicocyclus nassatus is the source of this 1590-nucleotide messenger RNA. The record is from the annotation of a GenBank genome assembly. Lineage: Eukaryota; Metazoa; Nematoda; Chromadorea; Rhabditida; Strongylidae.